CUUGAUUAUCGAUGAGCGUUCAUUCAAUAAGCUCAAGGUUCGGACACUCGCGCGCGCUCACUAGACUCAGGCGCACUGCACCCAGGGAGAGCAGUGCUCUCUAUGCGAAUUACGUGCACUCGCCGCGGACUGCAUGCGAGUACUUGUCCACUGAAAGCAAAGGACUGCUUCCGACACCGUGCACUUAUCUGUGUUCGACGCUUCUAUACGCGCCGGCAAGCCAGCGCUACGUUCUAUCGAUGCAUAUAUACAUCACCUGUCAUUGCCUUCGCUGUCCCUGCGUUCUCCUCUUCGUCCAGCUCCAAAUCUCUGCAGCGCGCACCAAGAGUCAUUGAAAGGUCUCGCGAGGUACGAGUCCACUUUCCUUAACGAACAUCCUUACUGAUGUGCUAUGCUCGCAGCGUCGCUCGUCUAAUAGACGGUCGUAAGCGACCAACGACUGGGACAGCACAUCUUGGCUUGUCCAGUAGCCAGCAUACAUACCGGAGAUCAGUAAGGUGUCUUCACCGUCGAGGAUCGGCUUGGCCAUCGCACACGUGCACGACUCCCUUGCCACUUCCAUCAGUGCGGCAGCUCUCUCGAAUUGCCGUAGCGUAUACUGUGUCCUGCGUAAUGGACGGAGACGAGUCGAUUGCAGCCGCAACGUCCGAAUGCUCAUCUCACAGACCUUCGAUCCCACGGCUUCCUGUGGAGGUCUGUGAACGGAUCAUCGACCACAUAGCUAUGGGAUGGCAUAUCCAAUACACUAGUGCUCCCAGCGAUCCACAUUUGUUCACUCUCACAUCCUGCGCGCUCGUAUGCCAAGACUGGUACUUCCUGACGUGGUACUAUCUACGUCAACGCAUUCAUCUCCGAGACCGGAAGGAUGUCCUCUCGCUCUCCAGGACACUCCGCGCAAAACCGCGCCUCCGUGAGGUCGUUCAACAGGUCGUUAUAUCAGGUGCCUCUCCUGGGAAACGUCAAGCAAUCCCACACCUAGGGACGUUUGCCGCCAUGCUCGCGGGCAAGACUCCGAUGUUGUCGACUUUCAUCAUUGAAGAUGCUGAGUGGACCAUCGGCUUGGUCCGAACAGAGGACAUCGACUACCUGGCUGCGUUCAGCUCCAUUGAUACUCUGAUCCUUCGCCAUGUCACCUUGUCGAGCGUUACCCAGCUGUCCCGCCUCGUGUCAGCACUCCCGGGGCUUGUGACCUUAUGUUGCUUCAGCGUUGACUGCUUGCAGAAACAGCAAGUCUCCCCGGCUUCUCUCCCACUCAACUGUGCAAAUCUUGAGGAUCUCGAAGUGGUAUGGGUUGCACCAGCCGUCGAGGACCUCUUCGUGCAAAUCAGCCGGGCUUCUCGAGUGCGCAAUCUCAGAAUUGGAGUGGGCGGGGAGUUGGAUCCAUCCUCGGCAGUCAGCAGAAGCCAGACUUUGCUGGAUGCGAGUUCAACAUCUGCAGAAAGGGUUGUGCUCCAUAUUGAUCCCGAAUCUCCUGUUCGUGAUGGUACAAUCGAAGCCGUGGUCGGAAAGUCUUCUCAGUUGUCUCUUCAGUCAAUUGGCUGA
This is a messenger RNA of Fomitopsis serialis, 1542 nucleotides long. RefSeq lists its product as uncharacterized. Lineage: Eukaryota; Fungi; Basidiomycota; Agaricomycetes; Polyporales; Fomitopsidaceae. The record is from RefSeq and is a predicted model, not a curated record. The transcript is spliced from 4 exons. Bases 385 to 1542 code for a protein of 385 amino acids.